Messenger RNA from Tilletiaria anomala UBC 951, 2148 nucleotides. RefSeq names its product phosphoglycerate mutase-like protein. The transcript is spliced from 2 exons. NCBI's taxonomy places the organism in Eukaryota, Fungi, Basidiomycota, Exobasidiomycetes, Georgefischeriales, Tilletiariaceae. Gene Ontology annotation, molecular function: acid phosphatase activity. The record is from RefSeq and is a predicted model, not a curated record. The coding region runs from base 95 to 2128 and encodes 677 amino acids.
UCUACACCUUCAUACACACACACUGUGCAAGUAACAUCGGCUGUUAUAUGCUGGAAUUGUAUGCAGUAGCUCCUGUGGUCAACAAGGGGAAACGAUGCCGGCCAAGCGACGCGAUUCAGACGAGCGCAGUGGCAGCGACGAUGCCGAAGGCGAAGCAUUGAUCCUGCACCGUCUCUCCUCCGACCGUCUUGGCCGGCCUUACAUUGCCAGCAUACCGACGGAUGGCGCAGAGGGCGGCUCAGCAUACAGUAGAAAAGCGGAGGACGCAGUUCCGGCAGGUACGGACGGGUAUGGCACUGACGAUGAUGAUGACGAGGUCGGCGAUCUUGAGCGCGGAUUUGCGCCUCGGAAGCGCCCCUCAAGUGCAGGAGGAGGGGAAAGUGGCAAAGUAACAGCCUCCCAGCUGGCUGACAGGCUGGAAUACGCAUCUGCUGGCUUGUCUCGAAAGCAAGCUGUUGAAGAAGAAGAUGACAAGCUUGGGCGACCGACGUGGCUGCGGCGCACGUCGCGAGUUGCCAGAAGGUCACCUCGUGCACGCAUCUGUCUUGCAUGCCUGGCAGUCUUCUUUGCAGUCGCUGUCUUUUCAAUUGUGUUCGCCCCAGGUCUGCGUACAACGCGAGAGCGCAUCAAGGGUUACGUCAAAGGGUUGCAAUUCAACGGCAAUGCAAGCGUGCAAGGCGAGAAUUGGUACUUGGGCUAUCCAGGCCCGACGCAGACGGGCCAAGCGCCAGGAUGGGCAACAGGGGCAUCACUCCCGGCUGGAGUCACUGCAGCUACCCCUACGCGAGGCAGCAGCCCCAUACAGACUGCCGUUGCUGGCUUUGAAAGCAAGAUAUUCAAGCCGUUCGAGCACAUGGGCCCGCUUACACCAUAUCGGUCAUCGUACGGCCAUGGCGUCGACGACACUGUGCAUCGGGACAUCAGCUCAUUAGAGGGGGGCACUUGCAAGCUCGAGCAGGUGCACAUUCUUCACAGACACGGCUCCCGGUAUCCCACUACUGGCUCGCCUGCCGAACUCGUUCGCAAAUUCCUAGACCAAUCACCUCGGCCUACAUUCACCGGGCCUUUAAGCUUCAUCAACUCGUAUAAGUACCGUCUGGGUUCCGAGUUGCUCACACCAGUAGGACGACAGCAGCUAUACGAUUCGGGUGUGCAUGCUGCCAUUGAGUACGGUUCACUAGCGGAGGCAGAUUUGUCUGACAAUGGCAGCAGGCUGUUCGUUCGAGCGGGUUCCCAACGCCGUAUCGUUGACUCAGCCCUCAGCUGGAUGCAGGGAUUCUUUGGUACCUAUGAAUGGCGUAAUCACACGGAGCUGCAGGUUCAGAUCGAGGCCCCUUCCUUUAACAGCACACUGGCGAGCAACUUUGCUUGCCCGACUUAUGGUCAACCGUGGACAAUGCCAGGGCGGAACAUGACGCUCAACUUCAUCGACAAAUACCUCGCUUCUGCCAAACAAAGGUUAUCGCGGCAUGUACAGGGCAGCAAGGUACCCUUUAACGAGCGGCUCCUAAAUGCCAUGCAGCAGCUUUGCUCCUACGACACCGUUGCGUUUGGGCAAAGUGACUUCUGCAGCCUUUUUACUCAGCAAGAAUGGGAGGACUACGAAUAUGCGUGGGAUCUGCAGUUUUUUGGCUUCGACGGUGCAGGAUCCCCAGUCGGUCGAGCACAAGGACUUGGCUGGGUGAAUGAAUUUAUCGCUCGUCUCACCGACCGACCGUGGGAUCCAUCGACGCAGACGAGUGAGAACUCCACGCUGGACAGUAGCAAAGAGAAAUUCCCUCUCGGCCGGCGUAUUUACGCGGACUUUACGCACGAUUCGAUGAUUAUAGCCGCGCUUUCUGCGUUCGAACUUCCACAGCUGAACGAGGAGCUCAAGCAGACAUCUUCGCGACGAUUCAAGACGACGCAGCUGGUACCCUUUGCCGCGCGCUUCGUAGUUGAGCGCCUCGCUUGCGCCGAUGGCAAGCGCUACGUGCGCUUUGUGCUCAAUGACGCUGUGCUUCCUCUGACGCAUUUGAAGGAAUGCGCCCCGCGCGCCGAUGGCAUGUGCCUGCUAGAGAGUUUCUUGCAGUCGCAGCGCGAUCGCUUUGCCCGCGCGCAUUGGGACAAUUGUAUUCGAAAGCCUUGACUGUCGAAUUGAUAUACCAU